Rhopilema esculentum is the source of this 1820-nucleotide messenger RNA. Its product is annotated as ficolin-1-A. The record is from RefSeq and is a predicted model, not a curated record. Lineage: Eukaryota; Metazoa; Cnidaria; Scyphozoa; Rhizostomeae; Rhizostomatidae.
AUAAAAUAUUAAAAUGGGUUCAACAGUUUUGAAUUUUUUGCUCAUCUACGCAGCCUUUUCGUCAUGUUGUCACGAUAUUGUCAAAGCGACGUUAUCUACUGCUGGUCAUUUUUUUCAGCAAUCUCAAAACGAGGGGGUAGGAAACGAUAAUAGCGACAGAAUGUUUCUAAAGCGCAGCUUCUUUGAUUGCGAAAGAAAAGACCGAUGUUCUCAAGUUGUCAGAAGCAAAGAAAUUGUGGCUCAUGAAGGGACUUUGAGCAAUGACAAGUCUUACGAAAUGUGGAAAAAGAUCCCGCGAGCAGAAGAUUGCAAAGACCUUUACGACACCGGUAAACGAGACAGUGGCAUUUAUCACAUAACCAGACCGAACAAGCAAGUAUUGGAAGUUUACUGUGAUAUGGAAACAGACGGCGGAGGUUGGACUGUGAUACAGCGCCGUAUUGAUGGCUCAACUGACUUCAACCGUGGCUGGUCUGAUUAUAAAGAUGGAUUUGGCGAUGUUGGGAAGAAUAUGUGGAUGGGGUUAGAGAAUAUGCACUCUCUUGCUAGUCCUAAUGCCAGUACCACCCUUCGAAUAGAUCUGAAGCACCGACUUAAAGGCGAUGAGCUUUUCUUCGCAACAUACCGUAGCUUCCAAAUUAGCGACGAGAGUGAUCGAUACCGUAUCCGAGUUUCUGGAUAUUCUGGAACAGCUGGGGAUGCUUUUAAUAUUGAAAAUGCCCGGAAGAAUAAUAAGAUGCAAUUCUUUACAAAGGACCGCGACAAUAAUCAUAAUUGUGCACAGCAAUAUAAAAGUGGCUGGUGGUAUAACGGAUGUCACAACUGCCAGCUUAAUGGGUUAUUUCCAAGCACAGAUACGCCACAUCCUACUUAUAUGUCAUGGAUACCUAUUGAUGGUGAUUAUGGCAACAUCAAUUUUUCUGAAAUGAAAAUCAGACGAACAUGAGCUACGAAAAAGCUCUUAAACAAAAAUUGAAAACUUUUAAAAUUCUACAUCAUAAAACGAGGGAUCAAAAAAGAAUGACUUCUUUUGCCUUGUUUUGUUUAACAAUGUUAUUAUAAUUUAUAUUUUUGUUUUUUACCAGGAGAUACUGAGGACCCCUAAAACUUUAGACCUAUCACUCUCCAAUCGGUCCCUCUAAAAACCUUCACAUCUUGCCCCCGAGAUUCUGUAUUUGAUUUCCUCAAACAAAAUGGUUUCAUAAAACACCAGAUUCAAAAAGGUUUUACCCAUCAGAUAUCGGGUACAUUAGAACAUACUGCAAUGACGAGACAUAUAAUCGAGGAAGCUCGAAUAAAACAAUGGAAUCUAGUCAUAACAUUUUUGGGUCUAAAAAAAACUUUCGGAGAGGUUCAUCACAAUCUGUUCAAAUCUGUUCUGUCUUAUCACUACAUCACGUACCAGAAAACACCCCAUCUCUGAUUAUAAGUCUUACAUCAAUUUUAAGGUACUCUACCACUCAGAGAUGUGAACUUUGUUGUUUUGCAAGCUAUUGACUCACAAAUUUACAAACAUAUGUAGUUUUGCAUCGGGAAUUCAAAUUUGGUAUUGGUUUUUGAGUGUGGCUCAUCGUUACCAUGUAAACCCACAAACAUUAGAAAUUUUAUUCUUUCGGUUAGGCUAUGCCUCAUUUUGCUUAAGAACUUUUGGUUCACAUAAAACUCAUAUUGACACAUUCCUUAUUAGCUGGUUAGUGCAACAAUGUCAUUUUUUCUGAUUUUCUAACAUUUAAUUGGUUUGAAAGCAACUUAAACUCAGCCGUCUCGAAAUUUCAUCAUGACAUUAUUCUUAUAGACCAUGUUUUGAAAGUUCAUUUUAA